AUGCUGCUGGCAAUGUCUUGGCUCUUGCUGCUUCUGAAGAAUGGGCCUUUUGGACUCCAAAAGAAAAUAAAAAUAAAAAUAAAAAUAAUAAAAAUAAAAUUAAUAAUAAUAAUAAUAAUAAUAAUAAUAAUAAUAAUAAUAAUAAUAAUAAUUUUAAUUACAAUUUCAAUUAUUGCUGCAGCGGUGAGGACAGCCAACUGCCACUGCCUGCAUUGGGUUAUGGGCUCGCGGCUGCUGCUGCCCUCUGCUGCAUGCAGCAGCAGCAGCAGCAGCAGCAGCAACAGCAGCAGCAGCAGCAGCAGCAGCAGCAGUUUUGCUGCUCGCGUGGGCUUGCUGCUGGCCGUCACAGGGGACGGGGGCCUCUGCCUUUGGUCGGUGCCGCUGCUGCCUUUUCUUGAGACAAAGCUUCCAAGCUGCAGCAGCAGCUGCUGCUGCAGCAGCAGCAGCUGCAGCAGCAGCAGCUGCUGCAGCAGCUGCUGCAGCAGCAGCGGGAGCAGCAGCUGCAGCAGCAGCAGCGAGGCGGAAGACCUGCAACAGCCGAGCGCCUCAGAACAGGAGCAACAACAGCAGCAGCAGCAGCAGCAACAACAGCAGCAGCAGCAGCAGCAGCAGCAGCAGCAGCAGCAGCAUGCAGACAAUGAAUUGGGGGCUUUCUCCAAAGCUCCAGAUGAAGCAGCAGAAAGAAACUGGUGCUGUUUGCUUCCCGCCGUUUGGCGUUUUUCUUCGGCUGCCUUUCGUUUCUUUUGCUGCUGCGCUGCACCUGCUGCAGCAGCACCAGGAAAAAGCAGCAGCAGCAGCAGCAGCAGCAGCAGCAGCAGCAGCAAAGAGACAAAUGAAGAAACAAAUGAGAGUGCUGCUUUAGUGGUGGUGGCUGGGGCUACCGGCGGCCGUUUGUGCGUCUUCACUUUUGCUGCUGCUCCAGCUGCCAGCAGCAGCAGCAGCAGCAGCAGCAGCAGCAGCAGCAGCAGCAGCAGCAGCAUAGGUGGGGUGGGGAGUACUGAAAAGUGUGCUGCAGCCUCUAUGCAGCAGCAGCAGCAGCAGCAGCAGCAGAUCAUAAGCAGCUUAUACAUAUUGUGCCUGUGCAGCCCUUUGACGGAAAUUCGCUGCUGCUGCUUCUGCCCUGCUGCUGCUGCUGCUGCUGCUGCUGGGGGCGGGGGGGGCUUGCUGCUGGCUGCUGCAGCACGGGGGCAGCAGAGCCGCAGCAGCAGUUUGCUGCUGCUGGAGCUGCAGCGGUGCAGAGCUGCAGCAGCGUGCGGCGCAGCGGGGAGCGCAGCAGCAGCAGCAGCACCUGCUGCUGCUGCAGCAGCAGCAGCAAAAGUCUUCGAAGGCAACAGCAGCUGCUGCAGCUCCAGAGAUAUUAACCAACUUGUCUGGGGGCCCCUUUGCCGCUACAUUUUCUGCAGCAGCGAAAAUGGUGUUGCAGUUAACUGCAGCAGCAACUCCGUGCUGCAGCUGCCUUUGCGGCUGCUGCUCAGCUGCCUCACCAGCAGCAGCAGCAGCAGCAGCAGCAGCAGCAGCAGCAGCAGCAGCAGCAGCAAGAGGCGUCGAACGUCGAGGGGCGCUGCGCCUGCGGCGCGCAAAAGCAGCAGCAGCAGCAGCAGCAGCAGCAGCUGCUGCUGCGUUGCUGCUGCUGCUGUAGGCCCUUUCGUUUUCUUCGCCUUCAGCAAUGGCAGCUUAAUUCAGGCAGACACUGCGACACUGGAGGGGGGUUUGGAGUGUAUAGGCAGCUUUCGCUGGAGCCUCGCAAAUGAGACUUUUGGAGUUUUGGAAAAAAUAAAAAAAGAAAAAGAAAAAGAAGAAGCAAAAAGAAUUGCUGCAGCAAGAGCAGCAGCAGCAGCAGCGCUGCAGCAGCAGCGCCGCGCGCUGCUGCUGCUGCUGCAGCAGCAAGUCCGCGCAGACACGCAGCAGCCAGCAGCAGCAAACGCAAAAACAGCCAUUUCUAGCAACUCCCCCCCAAACCAGCAGCAGCAGCAGCAGCAGCAGCAGCAGCAGCGGCAGCAGCAGCAGCAGCAGCAGCAAAUCUCCGCAGAGUCGAUGCAGCAAAGAGUGCAGCUGCUGCUGGCGCUGCAGCGGCUGGAGGAGCAGCAGCAGCUAAUUAGAAAAGGACUUUUAAUAAAAGAAAAUGAAUUUUGGAAUUUAAAAAAAAAUAAUUUAAAUUCAAAAAUUCCAAAAAAAAGAAAAAUCGAAAAUUCCGAAAACACAGAAAAUGAAGCGCCUUCCAUCCUCGCGCCCCACAGGUAA
Eimeria necatrix is the source of this 2241-nucleotide messenger RNA. RefSeq lists its product as hypothetical. NCBI's taxonomy places the organism in Eukaryota, Apicomplexa, Conoidasida, Eucoccidiorida, Eimeriidae. Bases 1 to 2241 code for a protein of 746 amino acids. The transcript is spliced from 5 exons. The record is from RefSeq and is a predicted model, not a curated record.